This is a messenger RNA of Tachyglossus aculeatus (Australian echidna), 3345 nucleotides long. RefSeq names its product synaptotagmin 2 (gene SYT2). Lineage: Eukaryota; Metazoa; Chordata; Mammalia; Monotremata; Tachyglossidae. Gene Ontology annotation, cellular component: dense core granule; axon; synaptic vesicle membrane. Gene Ontology annotation, molecular function: calcium ion binding; clathrin binding; syntaxin binding. The transcript has 11 exons. The record is from RefSeq and is a predicted model, not a curated record. The coding region runs from base 250 to 1536 and encodes 428 amino acids. Gene Ontology annotation, biological process: regulation of dopamine secretion; synaptic vesicle endocytosis; calcium ion-regulated exocytosis of neurotransmitter.
UGCUUAGCUCAGCAAAUCCUGCAGCCAGACACUUCGGAGCAGAGUUGGGGCAGAGGCAGAGCGGGGACCCCGGCCGCCCCUUCCCCUCCCCUCCGGUCCAUCUGACAGCGCUGCUCCCCCAGCCCGGACAAGAUUUGACCAGAUACCACCAAAAAAGGCCUGACUCGUCCGGUGGCCCUGAGACCCCAGUGGGGUCUACCAGCUGUCUCCAGAGCCUGCAGCCUCUGCCCUCAGCUGUGCCCAGCAACCAUGACGAGGAGGCUGUACAAGCGGAACCAGGAACCCAUCACGGCUCCCGCGGCCACCCUGGCAGCGGUGCCUCCGGUGCCUCCCGGAGCCCCGGGGCCCGUGGGCCCAGCUGACAAUUCCACCGAGACCACCUCGGGACAGAGCAAGGGGGACGUGUUCACCAAGCUGAAGGAUAAAUUUUUCAAUGAGAUCAACAAAAUUCCGUUGCCACCCUGGGCACUCAUUGCCAUCGCCGUGGUCGCCGGCCUCCUCAUCCUCACUUGCUGCUUCUGCAUCUGCAAAAAGUGCUGCUGCAAGAAGAAGAAGAACAAGAAAGAGAAGGGGAAGGGCAUGAAGAAUGCCAUGAACAUGAAAGACAUGAAAGGGGGCCAGGAUGAUGACGAUGCGGAGACGGGUCUGACCGAAGGCGAAGGGGAAGGGGAAGAGGAGAAGGAGCCGGAGAACCUGGGCAAACUGCAGUUCUCGCUCGACUAUGACUUCCAGGCCAACCAGUUGACAGUGGGCGUCCUGCAGGCAGCUGAACUGCCCGCCCUGGACAUGGGAGGCACCUCGGACCCCUACGUCAAAGUCUUCCUCCUCCCAGACAAAAAGAAGAAGUACGAGACCAAAGUCCAUCGGAAGACGCUGAACCCCGCCUUCAACGAGACCUUCACUUUCAAGGUGCCCUACCAGGAGCUGGGGGGCAAGACCCUGGUGAUGGCCAUCUAUGACUUCGACCGGUUCUCCAAGCACGACAUCAUCGGGGAGGUCAAGGUGCCCAUGAACACCGUGGACCUGGGCCAGCCCAUCGAGGAAUGGAGGGACUUGCAGGGUGGAGAGAAGGAGGAGCCAGAGAAAUUGGGAGACAUCUGCACCUCCCUGCGGUAUGUGCCCACGGCUGGGAAACUCACAGUGUGCAUCCUUGAAGCCAAGAACCUGAAAAAGAUGGAUGUUGGGGGCCUGUCAGAUCCCUAUGUAAAGAUCCACCUGAUGCAGAAUGGCAAGAGGCUGAAAAAGAAGAAGACGACGGUGAAGAAGAAGACCCUGAACCCGUAUUUCAACGAGUCCUUCAGCUUCGAAAUCCCCUUUGAGCAAAUUCAGAAAGUCCAGGUGGUGGUCACGGUCCUGGACUACGACAAGCUGGGCAAAAACGAGGCCAUUGGUAAAAUCUUCGUGGGCUGCAAUGCCACGGGCACGGAGCUGAGGCACUGGUCUGACAUGCUGGCCAAUCCCCGGCGGCCCAUUGCCCAGUGGCACUCCCUGAAGCCCGAGGAGGAGGUGGACGCCCUUUUGGGAAAGAACAAAUAGAGGACACAGUGGGGCUCCCUGCAACCUUACAAACAUCUAAGCGAUCCAGAGCUAUCAAUACCUCAGUUAUGCAACUUUAGAGGUUUUUUUUUUCCCUUUGGUCAGUGGUGUGUCAUUUUCGUCUUUGGUUGUUUUUUUUUUUUAAGACAAACUAACCUUUGUUAGCUGUGCUAGGAGAGUCCCCAAAGAGGUGGAACUGAAGUCUGUCUUGUUUCAUUCUCUCUGGAGCUGCCCUUUGCUGCAUGACCCAUCCAUUCUCCACCGUUCAUUCAAAUCCUCGGUCAAAUCUCUCUCUUGGGACCUUUUGAGGUAAAUUGAGAAAAUGGUGGCACUUCCUGUCAUCGGAAUGUUCUGGAGCUCAAUGGUGAGCCAACAAAAUGGCAGCACUUCCUUUUCUCUGAAUGAUUUUCAAGCCUUGUGGUGAUGGACCACCAAAUGUGAACAUUCUGGAGCCCAACUGGUGGCAAACUGAGAAAAAUGAGGCAUUUCCUAUUUCCUAGACUCUCUGAGAAACCAGCCCAACAGCCGCAUUUCCCGUCCCCUGUCCUUGCUGCCGUUCAUUUGGUGGUGAAUCAGGAAGGUGACGGGAGUGAUUCCUGAACUUUGCUGAGAGGACAACACCGAGCUGGACCACAAACCACGUACCUGCGGGUGCUUCUGCUUCUGAGCGUCAAGUGGGCCGCAUGUGUCUGCCACUGAACAGCUUUGAGCCUCUCCGUUUGGUACUAGACGGGGCCGGAAGGGUAAUGAGGGCACGUAGGGGCCCCUCUCUGGGAUGGAGACUGUAGCACGUUCUUCUGGGAAACUGCUUCUGAAAACCCCUGGAUAAUAGCUGGAUCUUGAUGACCUCUUGAGGCGAUCCAAGAUCUCAGUUUUAUCUGACUCCUUUGGGAAUGUUUCCAGAAAUCCGGUGACCCCACAUCAAUCGUCUCAGAAGACAGGGAGAUCCGGAAAUUGGACUGGCCAAACUUGAAAGGAUGGUUGGCUACUCCGGGCUCCAUCACCCCGGGGAAACCUUCACCGUUCUGUUUCCGUAAAGCAGCAUUCCGGGCGAUUGGUGCAUAGUGCCCUUUUCAGAUAAGGUCUGCCUGGCUUCUCCCGGGCCUGGCAGUCCCCAGAAACUCCUUGCUAGUCUGUCUGCAAUAUCAAACCCCAAGAGACUGAGAUUCAGCUUCCCUGAAAGACCAGAUUGAGGAAAUCAACUCCUCAGACUCCACCCCGAGGGUGGACUCUAGACAAUCUCUCCACACUGUUGAUUUGCCUAGAUUUCCCAACACGCUUUGCUCUUAAAAAUGUCAACGGGAUGACCCUCUCUGAAGACAAGUAACCUGCCCUCGGUAGAGACGGAGAAUUUCAUGGGAAGAAUGUUUAAAUAUUUGUAAGGUCUCUGAGGUCCAGGUGAGAGUGAGUCAGAGGGGCAAAAUUGAUGGACAUUUCACCAGUAGGAGAUGAAUGCCAGUUUAUGGAUUUCUUUCCCCACAACCAGGCCUCUUCUUGUCUGCCUGAGGACGUGAUUCAUCCCAUUUGUGUGAGUGUGUGCUGCCGGAGGGGGCAGUGAGGGAGGGAGGAGUAAAGUUCCAUGUGCUUUGUGCUUCUGAGAGUCGGGGGAAUGUUCCUGGGGGGACUCCAGAAGAGACCUGCAUGGAAGAGCGUUGGAAAUUCCAUUCCCGAGUGGCAGCUCCCUGAAUUCCAAGAGGAAAGGAAAAUCCAUUCCAAGCCAGGUUCUGCCACAAGCCGUCAGCCACCCUGCUCCCUCCAUGUCUCUUGCCCACCCCAUUGAUAAAAGCCAUAUAUGUGUUGACCAAGGUU